This is a messenger RNA of Neodiprion fabricii, 1733 nucleotides long. Its product is annotated as carbohydrate sulfotransferase 11-like. Gene Ontology annotation, cellular component: membrane. Gene Ontology annotation, biological process: carbohydrate biosynthetic process. The record is from RefSeq and is a predicted model, not a curated record. The transcript has 4 exons. Gene Ontology annotation, molecular function: sulfotransferase activity. The coding region runs from base 450 to 1517 and encodes 355 amino acids. NCBI's taxonomy places the organism in Eukaryota, Metazoa, Arthropoda, Insecta, Hymenoptera, Diprionidae.
UCAAAUGUGCUCCAGACAGAUUCAGUGCCCUGUGAAGCUCGGAGUUAGCAACGUCUCUUUCGUAAAUAGUUCUCUCAAAUGCAAAAUUUUGUCAUGCUCUGAUAGUAUGGAUUUAAAAUGUAUCAACUAUUUAGUGGGGUAAAAAGUGACAAUAGUAGUAUACAAAAAAUUACAAACAAGAAAAAAUAAAAUUUAUUUAAAAAAGGUGGAAAAAAAAUUUUUCUAUUUGGUAAACAAUGUUUAGUGCGAUAAUAAUGAUCGAAGUAUUUCCGAGUUUGCAGACUUAUAAGUAUGGAGUAUGCAUUAAAAGGAAAAAAUGUAUAAAUUUAAAUAAAGAGAUAGGAAUAAUCAUCCAGAAAAAUAAGACAAAUAUAUUUUCUGUCAGCGGAUGCUUUUAUCAUGCAUUCGUUGGGUAUAGAUACAGUAGACUGGAUGAGUAAUUCUUGGUAAUGUGCUUGCUCAAACAGAGAAUGGCCAAGUUUUUACGAUGGAUGGUGAUUUAUGCAAUGGGUCUGACAACUGUCACUAUUAUUGGGAAAACUCUGCUAACUGAAAAGCCAUCGGAACCAAUAUUAUUACCGGAGUACAUUGAGCCGACGCAACAGUCAGAUACAGUAUACAUCGAUAGUAGAAUUAAUUCAACAGAUUAUUUGGACGAAAUCAUAACAGCGGCACAAAUGGCAGAGAUAAGAACCGAGUUGAAAAUUAGAAGAACAGGUGUUAAGAGUGUUUGUCAGAUCCUUGGAAACGAGACAUCUCCAAUUCGUGCAGUGGUUUCUAACAUGAUUGUUGACACAAAACAUGGAUUAUCUUGGUGCCCGAUUUAUAAAGCUGGCAGUUCAACAUGGAUGGUGCAUUUCGCCGUUUUGGGUAGAACUUUGUCUGAUCUCACAGUAGAGCUUAUUGAACGUAAUGUGUUGCAAGUAAAUACUCUUGCUAGACAGGCAUUCCCAAAUGCAGACUUAAAAUCAACACUAGAGAAGUUGAGACAUACAAAGAAAUUCAUUGUUGUGCGGCAUCCAUUCGAACGACUAUUGUCAGCCUACAGAGACAAAUUAGAAAAUAUGGAAAGCAGAAAAUAUUAUUACAACAAAUAUGGGCGCCACAUCACUCAGAAAUAUCGACAGAAAACAGCAGCUUCUAAUACCAAGCGAGAACCAACUUUCACGGAAUUUCUAAGAUUUAUUACAAAAGAAAAAUACUUUGAUGAACAUUGGGCUCCUUACAAUCAAUUCUGUAGACCAUGUGCGCUAAACUAUGAUUACAUUUUAAAAUUUGAAACAUUUAAGAGAGAUGAAGACUUUUUAAUCCAGGAAUUAGAACUGAAUCAAUACUUAUACACUAAAAAUAAUGUAAAAAAUGUUAAUCCACAAGGGGCAACAACAACUAUGAUCUCUAAAAAAUAUUUUCAAAGCGUGCCAAAGAUGCUUUUGGAAGAAGUGUACCGAGUAUAUGAAAAGGACUUUAACCUGUUUGACUAUUCGCCUGAUGACUAUUACCUUAUGACAAAAAUUUGAGUGUAAUUGAGAAAAUAUUGUGAUAAUGUGUGAGAAGAUUGUAAGUAUGUAAAUUAUUUGUAAUAAAUGAGUAUUUUAUUCCAUUACUUAUGAGUUUCAUCUUUUACUGAAACGGGAUCAGUUAGAUUUUUUACUUAGUAUUGCCUGUAAUGGCAAUAUCCUGGAAGCUCUCAUAUACUUACUGGUCCAAAAUAAAGCCUCUUGAAGUACAACCAU